Messenger RNA from Cricetulus griseus (Chinese hamster), 1015 nucleotides. Lineage: Eukaryota; Metazoa; Chordata; Mammalia; Rodentia; Cricetidae. The record is from RefSeq and is a predicted model, not a curated record.
GAAAUCUUCAGAGGAACUGGACAUGGACAAGGUGACUGCAGCAAUGGUACUAACCAGCUUGUCAACUAGCCCUCUGGUCCGAAGCCCUCCUGUGCGACCUAAUGAGGGUCUCAGCGGGUCCUGGAAGGAGGGUGCACCAUCCAGCAGUAGCAGCAGUGGCUACUGGAGCUGGAGUGCUCCCAGCGACCAGUCCAACCCGUCCACACCUUCACCGCCAUUGUCCGCUGACAGCUUCAAGCCCUUCCGGAGCCCUGCAGCACCUGAUGAUGGCAUCGACGAGGCAGAAGCCAGCAACCUGCUCUUCGACGAGCCCAUUCCCAGGAAGAGAAAGAACUCCAUGAAGGUGAUGUUCAAAUGCCUUUGGAAAAACUGUGGCAAGGUGCUGAACACGGCAGCAGGCAUCCAGAAGCACAUCCGGGCCAUCCACCUUGGGCGAGUUGGGGAGUCUGACUACAGUGAUGGAGAAGAGGACUUCUACUACACAGAGAUCAAGCUCAACACAGACUCAGUGGCUGAGGGCCUGAGCAGCAUGGCCCCACUUUCGCCCUCCCAGUCCCUGGCUUCACCACCUACGUUUCCUGUCCCAGACUCCAGCCGAACAGAAACUCCUUGUGCCAAAACAGACACCAAGCUGAUGACACCGCUGAGCCGCUCAGCACCUACCACCCUCUACCUCGUGCACACUGACCAUGCUUACCAGGCCACACCCCCAGUGACUAUUCCGGGAUCUGCUAAGUUCACCCCCAAUGGCAGCAGUUUCAGCAUUUCCUGGCAGUCACCUCCAGUCACUUUCACCGGCAUUCCCGUGUCUCCAACACAUCACCACCCAGUGGGCUCAGGAGAGCAGAGACAGCAUGCCCACACGGUCCUGUCCUCCCCACCCAGAGGGACGGUCAGCCUAAGGAAGCCUAGAGGUGAAGGCAAAAAGUGCCGCAAGGUUUAUGGGAUGGAGAACCGGGACAUGUGGUGCACCGCCUGCCGCUGGAAGAAAGCCUGCCAGCGAUUCAUCGACUGA